This is a messenger RNA of Diceros bicornis minor, 1410 nucleotides long. It is a transcript of the gene GLRA3, whose product is annotated as glycine receptor alpha 3. The transcript has 10 exons. Gene Ontology annotation, molecular function: extracellularly glycine-gated chloride channel activity; glycine binding; transmembrane signaling receptor activity. The record is from RefSeq and is a predicted model, not a curated record. The coding region runs from base 16 to 1410 and encodes 464 amino acids. Gene Ontology annotation, biological process: chemical synaptic transmission; signal transduction; chloride transmembrane transport. NCBI's taxonomy places the organism in Eukaryota, Metazoa, Chordata, Mammalia, Perissodactyla, Rhinocerotidae. Gene Ontology annotation, cellular component: plasma membrane; neuron projection; postsynaptic membrane.
AUAUCUCUUCGGAUCAUGGCCCACGUGAGACAUUUUCGGACAUUAGUUUCGGGAUUUUACUUCUGGGAAGCAGCACUGCUACUCAGUUUGGUUGCAACAAAAGAAACAGAUAGUGCGAGAUCUCGAACUGCUCCAAUGUCACCUUCUGACUUUCUGGAUAAAUUAAUGGGGAGGACAUCGGGGUAUGAUGCAAGAAUAAGACCCAAUUUUAAAGGCCCUCCAGUUAAUGUCACGUGCAACAUAUUCAUAAACAGCUUUGGCUCCAUCGCGGAGACAACUAUGGAUUACAGAGUGAAUAUCUUUCUUCGCCAGAAAUGGAAUGAUCCUCGCCUUGCAUAUAGUGAAUAUCCUGAUGACUCUUUAGACCUGGACCCUUCCAUGUUGGACUCCAUUUGGAAACCUGAUUUGUUCUUUGCCAAUGAAAAGGGCGCCAACUUUCAUGAAGUUACUACAGACAACAAAUUGUUAAGAAUUUUCAAGAAUGGAAAUGUUCUUUAUUCAAUAAGAUUGACAUUAACACUCUCCUGCCCAAUGGAUCUCAAGAAUUUUCCAAUGGAUGUACAAACAUGUAUAAUGCAACUGGAAAGUUUUGGGUACACAAUGAAUGAUCUCAUUUUUGAAUGGCAAGAUGAAGCACCUGUACAAGUGGCAGAAGGACUCACUUUGCCCCAGUUUCUGUUGAAAGAAGAGAAAGAUUUACGAUACUGCACUAAACAUUACAACACAGGAAAGUUCACAUGUAUAGAAGUGCGAUUCCAUCUUGAACGACAAAUGGGAUACUAUCUGAUCCAGAUGUACAUCCCUAGUCUCCUGAUCGUUAUUCUAUCCUGGGUUUCAUUCUGGAUCAAUAUGGAUGCUGCUCCGGCCAGAGUAGCUUUGGGAAUAACCACUGUGCUGACUAUGACCACGCAGAGUUCAGGAUCCCGAGCUUCCUUACCAAAGGUUUCAUAUGUCAAAGCUAUUGACAUUUGGAUGGCAGUAUGCCUCCUUUUUGUGUUUUCAGCACUUCUGGAAUAUGCAGCUGUAAAUUUUGUAUCAAGACAACACAAAGAACUUCUGAGAUUUCGACGAAAGAGAAAGAAUAAGACAGAAGCUUUUGCAUUGGAGAAGUUUUACCGUUUCUCAGACACGGAUGAUGAGGUAAGGGAAAAUCGAUUCAGCUUUACAGCCUAUGGAAUGGGACCAUGUCUGCAAGCAAAGGACGGUGUGACCCCAAAGGGCCCAAACCAUCCUGUCCAGGUAAUGCCGAAAAGUCCUGACGAAAUGAAAAAAGUCUUCAUCGACCGGGCCAAGAAGAUUGACACCAUCUCCCGAGCCUGCUUCCCAUUAGCCUUUUUGAUUUUUAAUAUUUUUUACUGGGUUAUCUAUAAAAUUCUUAGGCAUGAGGAUAUUCAUCAGCAACAAGAUUAA